This is a messenger RNA of Mustela lutreola (European mink), 2552 nucleotides long. RefSeq names its product E2F transcription factor 4 (gene E2F4). The record is from RefSeq and is a predicted model, not a curated record. Gene Ontology annotation, molecular function: DNA-binding transcription factor activity, RNA polymerase II-specific; RNA polymerase II cis-regulatory region sequence-specific DNA binding; protein dimerization activity. Gene Ontology annotation, cellular component: RNA polymerase II transcription regulator complex. The coding region runs from base 171 to 1727 and encodes 518 amino acids. Gene Ontology annotation, biological process: regulation of transcription by RNA polymerase II. Lineage: Eukaryota; Metazoa; Chordata; Mammalia; Carnivora; Mustelidae. The transcript has 10 exons.
AAUGGGAAUGGAGCCAAGUGAGCAAGCUAGAUGGAGUUAGUGCUUGCUGUUUUGGCAAGAAGUGAGGGACACUAACAGGGUCAGUAAACCCAAGACACUGGGACAGCUUCUAGGAGCAGGUUUGGGGAAAUACAUUGGCCUCAUCAGGCAGCGUGGUCUCCUCUUCUGAAAUGGGGACAGGCUGGGCAGCUAGAAAGGUUAUUGUGGUUCUCCCUUUACUACUGCCGGGGCUGUCCACCGACUCCCUCCACCUCCCUCCGCAUUCUGUCCUCUCGCCCGGGAUCCACGGAUUGUUUUCGUCCUCUUCGGCGUUUGGACAUUUGCUGAUGGUUCCCGAAGUUUUGCUGCCGAGUCCGCAGAAAGGAAUUGCGCCGGGUUCCCCAGGAGAGCGCAGAGCGGAAGCGGAAACGGCGACGCUGGCGCCGGCGGCCGGGUGGCCAGGAACGGAAGCGGAAGUGGCGGCGGCGCCGGCCUGGCCUGGCCUGGCUGAGGGGAGGCGGCGGGCGGGAGCGAUGGCGGAGGCCGGGCCACAGGCGCCGCCGCCCCCGGGCACCCCAAGCCGGCACGAGAAAAGCUUGGGACUUCUCACCACCAAGUUCGUGUCGCUUCUGCAGGAGGCCAAGGACGGCGUGCUUGACCUCAAGCUGGCAGCUGACACCCUUGCUGUGCGCCAGAAGCGGCGGAUUUACGACAUUACCAACGUGCUGGAAGGUAUCGGGCUGAUCGAGAAAAAAUCCAAGAAUAGCAUCCAGUGGAAGGGUGUGGGGCCUGGUUGCAAUACUCGGGAGAUUGCCGACAAACUGAUUGAGCUCAAGGCUGAGAUCGAGGAGCUGCAGCAGCGGGAACAAGAACUGGACAAGCACAAGGUGUGGGUGCAGCAGAGCAUCCGGAAUGUCACAGAGGACGUGCAGAACAGCUGCUUGGCCUACGUGACUCAUGAGGACAUCUGCAGAUGCUUUGCUGGAGAUACCCUCCUGGCCAUCCGGGCCCCGUCGGGCACCAGCCUCGAGGUGCCCAUCCCAGAGGGCCUCAAUGGACAGAAGAAGUACCAGAUUCAUCUGAAGAGUGUGAGUGGCCCCAUUGAAGUGCUGCUGGUGAACAAGGAGGCAUGGAGCUCGCCGCCUGUGGCGGUGCCUGUGCCACCACCUGAAGAUCUGCUCCAGAGCCCGCCUGCUGUCUCUACCCCUCCACCUCUGCCCAAGCCUACGCUGGCCCAACCCCAGGACACCUCACGCCCAAGUAGUCCCCAGCUGACCACCCCCACCCCUGUCCCUGACAUCACUGAAGCCCAGGGGGUGCCUGGUCCAGCAACUGAGAUCACAGUGAGUGGCGGCCCUGGACCAGAUAGCAAGGACGGUGGGGAGCUCGGCUCCCUCCCCCCGGUCCUGGCAGCCCUGGACACCCGGCCACUGCAGUCCUCCGCCCUGCUGGACAGCAGCAGCAGCAGCAGCAGCAGCAGCUCAUCCGGACCCAACCCUUCUACCUCCUUUGAGCCCAUCAAGGCAGACCCCACAGGAGUUCUGGAACUCCCCAAAGAGCUGUCAGAAAUCUUUGAUCCCACACGAGAAUGCAUGAACUCAGAGCUGCUGGAGGAGCUGAUGUCCUCAGAAGUGUUUGCCCCCCUCCUCCGCCUUUCUCCACCCCCUGGAGACCACGAUUACAUCUACAACCUGGACGAGAGUGAAGGUGUCUGUGACCUCUUCGAUGUGCCUGUUCUCAACCUCUGACUGACAGGGACAUUCCCUGUGUGGAUGGGACACAGACUGUGUGACCUGGGGGGCUGCCUGAGGACCUCCCCCACUAUACCCCUACACAGCUUGAGAGCCACAGACUCCUGGCUUCCCCAGCCUUCCCUCACUGCAAUUCUGAAAACUCCCACUCCUCCACGAGCACCUGUACCGUGCUAGGAAAGCAGGGGCAAGGGGCUCGGCCCUCUUUGCCAUGGAGCCAGAGUGUUUGCCUCUCCUUUUCUGGGGCUCUUCCCCCACCUCAUGCCCUCUCCGAGCCCUCUCAGAGCCCAGGCUCGGCUGCCACUCAGUGGCACAGAACUGAAGACCUGCCAUCACCUGCAUAGGGCAGCUUGUCCAGCCCCCACUGCCCUGUUGCAGCCAAUACCUCCCAGUCUGAGGAGGGAAGCCUGGGGUGGAGCCAGAAGCUUGCCAGCACUACCCCUAGCCUCCUUCGAGUCUCCCCACCCCUGACCCUGCAGCUCCCCCUGGACCUCUCCCAUGUACUCCCCCAUCUGCUGGGCUCUUAGUCCCAGGACCUAUAGGUGGUGGGGUUGGGGGGUGCUGCUAACAGGAAGGAACAGAGAGGUCUUUAGCUAGAAAUUUGGGUGGGUAAGCCCCUGAGGAUUGGCCCAAUCUGCUGCCCUGUAGGUCCCCCGCCUUGUUUAUUCAUUUACCCUCAUUUAGAGCCAUUUGCAGAGAUUUAGAAAGAUUUGCAGUAACGAAUGGAUUCCUAUAUAAAGAUUAUUUUUAUACUUUUUGCAGCAAAAGGAAAUUGUAAUAUUUGUACAGUAUCCAAGUGAAUAAAGACCAUGCCUAAGGCUA